UCAUUGUUCUUUCAUUCGUAUCAAUAUAUAUUUUGAUAUCAACUUUCUAUAUACCAUUUGUUUUGUUUAGAUAGCUAAACUGUUAAUUGAGAACAGAUGUUGCUAUACAUUUCCAGAUAACAUGCUGGAUAUUUACUUCAAAAUCAACAAUUUUACAUCCAACAUUAUAAUUGGGUCGUUUCUGCAAUGAAUGAAAAUGAAGAAGAAACUGACAGAAAUACUUUCCUCUCCCAAAAUAUUUUACUAGAUUGAUUGAAAUGAAUUAAGAACAUUUUGGAGACUUGGCGAUAUAGGAACUGACCACACUGUUUCAAGUGAUAAAUCAGUGAUGGAGAAAAACACCACAGGUCACCUCGAGCCAACUCCUGCAUUAUAUGGACUAAUAAUGAAUUUCACCAACGAUACCUAUGUGACAAAAUCUUCAGAGCUGAAGGAAAAUGAAGAGAGUCUAGCUUAUCAAACCAGUUUGGCAGUGAUUCUCUUCGUUUUCACACUCGCCACUACUUUAUCCAACGCAUUUGUCAUUGCAACGAUUUAUCAGUCGAAAAAACUGCACACUCCAGCAAACUUUCUUAUAGCGUCUCUAGCUGUCACCGACCUCUUGGUGUCCAUUUUGGUGAUGCCAAUAUGCGUAUUGUACACGGUGAGUCACACCUGGACAUUGGGACAAGUUAUAUGUGACAUUUGGUUAUCAUCAGAUAUAACAUGUUGCACUGCUUCUAUCCUUCACUUAUGCGUAAUCGCUUUGGAUCGAUACUGGGCAAUAACAGACGCAGUUGAGUAUUCCAAAAAGCGCACGCCAGCGCGCGCGGCGGGGAUGAUCGCGACUGCCUGGGUCAUCGCAAUCUGCAUCUCUCUACCUCCGCUUUUCUGGCGCCAGGUGAAGGCAGAGGAGUUGACUGAAUGUAAUGUCAACACGGACCACAUUUUCUACACUAUUUACUCCACGUUUGGAGCAUUCUACAUCCCCACUUUGCUGCUUAUCGUGCUUUAUGGAAGAAUAUAUGUGGAAGCCCGUAAGAUCAUUUUGAAACAGUCACCCAAAAAGGUAGGGAAGAGACUUACUUCAGCGCGCCUGGUCACGAACUCUCCUGGAUCUGUGGCAUCGACUUCACCUUUGCAGUGUGGAAGACAUGAUACCCACUCCGGUGACACGGGUUCCUCGGCAAGUGAGAACCAAGUGAAAGUAACCGUGUCUGACGCACUUUUGGAGAAAAAAAGAAUCUCAGCUGCUAGGGAAAGGAAAGCGACCAAAACACUGGGAAUCAUCUUAGGCGCAUACAUUAUAUGCUGGUUACCCUUUUUCAUUUACACCCUGGUGGUGGCCGCCUGUGAAACGUGUUUUUACCCCGAGUUGUUUGACUUUUUCAAUUGGCUUGGUUAUCUCAACUCGUUAAUCAAUCCAAUUAUAUAUACCAUGUCCAAUGACGACUUUAAAAAAGCUUUCCAGAAACUCUUGUGCUUCAGAUGUUGCAGAUCCUGAAAAGAUGUCUUCUGUGCCCUAUUUUGUUUGCAUUAUUGUUCUAUAGAAUACAAGAAAAAUAUUGAACACCUUUAUCAUACCCGUAUCUCUGCACAUUGUAAAUAUGGUACUGGAACUGACCCUGUAUAUAGCUCACUUACUUCUCGGGCUCUUCUUAAUUCUUAUUUCUAUUUCUGGGGUGUUUUUGUUCUACCUUAUGUUAUUUUAGGUAAUACAUUGAUAUUUAUACAUGCAUUGUUGGGUUUAAAGCUUGCGAUAAGCGUUUGCAUAAUGAUGACAUUUUGGGGACCUACAUUUUUACGAACUCGCCAACGUUGCGCAAUCCUCAAAUGCAGGUUUAAUAUGUAAUACAGCUAUACUUGAUCCGAUUAUAAUAAAUUGUGAACACAACUGAACAAAAUCACAGUUGGAAAAUUCAGAUUUGUUGUUCGUGUUUUGCAAGAGCUCCAAUUUGGGGAAUAUGUUGGCGCGCGGCGCAUUGAGCGUUAUUCCCAGGGUGACUGACCCUAAUGCAUUUCAUAUCCGCUGCACCAUUAGUAGGGCGUAGAGCUCUCCAAACCAGACUGGGCUAAAAGCAUUAUUUCUGUACAUUGGCUAGCUAUGAGAUUGUGUUUUUUUGUUUUUGUUUUGCAUACAUAUGUGUGUACAUAGGCCGAAUUAUAAUUUAGUUUUCUUUGUAAAACUGUCACAUGGAAAUAAGGGAUGUUACUGUAUUUAUUCUAUCAGGAUAAGUGAUGGAAAGGAUUAUGAUACGAUCGAACUGUAUUGGUUGACUAUUGGUUCACUAUUAGCAUGUUAAAGAUCAGUGGUUCCCAAACACAUACCCCCUCUAGCACUAGCGUCAGCUCACUCUCAAAUGUAGUUUUUUUUGCCAUAAUUGUAAGCCUGCCAAAGACACACAACGCGAUACAUUUAUUAGACAUAAGAAUGAGUGUGAGUUUUUGUUACAGCCGGCUCGUGGGAAGUGACGAAGUGCUCUUAUAGGACCAGGCCACUAUUAAUAAUAUAAUAAUAAUCAAUCAUUUAGCUCUUUAUUUAACCAUCUUACAUAUAAAACCUAAUUUAUUAAUCGAAAAUUGUGAAUAACUCACCACAGGUUAAUGAGAAUGGUGUGCUUGAAAUUAUGCACAUAACUCAUUGUUAUGCAUUGUUGGGUUGUAUUGGAGAGAGUCUCAGUCUUAAAUCAUUUUCCACACACAGUCUGUGCCUGUAUUUAGUGUACAUGCUAGUGAGGGUCGAGAAUCCACUAUCACAUAGGUACGUGGUUGCAAAGGGCAUCAGUGUCUUAACAGCGCGAUUUGCCAAGGCAGGAUCAUCUGAGCACAGACCAAACCAGAAAUCUGGCAGUGGCUUCUGAUUAAAUUACAUUUUCACAGAACUGCUUGUUGCAAUUUCGACAGGGCUCUCUUGUUCAGAUAUCGGUAAUUGGACUAGAGGCAGGACAUGAAAGGGAUAAUGAAUCCAGUUGGUUGUGUCUUCCGUUUCUGGAAAGUACCUGCGUAAGUGCGCACCCAACUCACUCAGGUGCUUCGCUAUAUCACAUCUGACAUUGUCCGUAAACUUGAGUUAAUUUGCACACAAAACAUUAUACAAUGCUGGAAAGAACGGUGUGUUGUCCUUACUAAUGCGUACAGAGAAGAGCUCCAACUUCUUAAUCAUAGCCUCAAUUUUGUCCCACACAUUGAAUAUAGUUUCGGAGAGUCCCUGUAAUCCUAGAUUCAGAUCAUUCAGGCGAGAAAAAACAUCACGCAGAUAGGCCAGUCGUGUGAGAAACUCGCUAUCAUCAAGUGAAAAUUAUGGUCAGUAAAGAAAACUUGAAGCUCUCUCUCAAUUAAAAAAAAAACGUUGUCAAUAUUUUGUCCCUUGAUAACCAGUGUUGUAAAAGCUUUACAUGGCACCUGCCCAUGUCAUUGCAUAGUGCAGAACAUACACGAGAGUUCAGGGGCCUUGCUUGGACAAAGUGAACCUUUUUCACUGUAGUGUCCUAAAUGUAUUUCAAGCUGUCAGGCAGCAAGAGCCUCUCGGUGGAUGCUGCAGUGUACCCAAGUGGUGUCGGGAGCAACUGUUUGCACGGUGUUACCACUCUACUAUGUCUCCCUGUCAUGGCUUUUGUGCCAUCAGUACAGAUACCAACAUGAGCAGCAGCUACGUUUGGCUACAUACGGACCGUUAGUGGAAUUCCCGCGAGAGAGUAACUGUUAAUGUGAUUGGAUGUUUAUUAUUUGACUAGGCUACCUGUAUUUGACAAUGUGUUGUUAUUUCGCUAAACACAAGAUGGUUUAAUUUUAUUUUAGGCAGUGAAACGAGGCUACUCAGGCGAGAAAAAAACUCACCCAAAUGUAUAUCCCCUUUGGAAAAUAUAAAUGGAAAAUAUAAAUGGAUUUAUUUUUUAUUUUUUAUUUUUUUAAAUGUGAAUCACAUUUUUAUUUGGCGUAACCCCGACGGCAGUGCGCAUACCCCUGGGGGUACAGUUUGGGAAUACCUGUUAUAGAUCAACUGAUGCUCAACCUCAAGUCUUGAGUUACAAGGCGACCAAUGUUCUUUAGAACUUUUAAAUGAGCCUGUCAAAGCUGAAUCCCUGGGAUAGUCACAAAGUUAAUUGCUUGACUGGGUGAGGAAAUCUUUUAUUAGGGUUUCAAGGAAGAAAGCCAGGAUUCAUAUAACCUGAAUGUCAAACACAGACCCAGACUGGUUUUAUUGUGGGUGAUAUUUACCCAAUAGACAUGACAGCUGAUGAACACAUUCAAUUUUACUGAACAAACAUGUAGUGUUUAACAGUGUAUGUCUGUAUGUGUUGGUGUAUUUGAACUGUAUGUUGAUACAUUUAAGUGCACACAUGUCUCUGUUUGUUCUGGCUAGCAUCAGCUACAAAAUAAUUUACUGUCUUGAAUUACAUAAGAUAACCAUAUCAAGAUACAGACAAUUAAUCAAACCUCUUGGCAUUGAUUUGUGAAACAUUGUGUUCUACAAUAAGGCCUAAGGCUUGCCAUACAUAUUUGGAAAUCAUUUUUGCAUUAUGAAAUGCUGUAAAAUAAAAGCU
Oncorhynchus keta (chum salmon) is the source of this 4523-nucleotide messenger RNA. Its product is annotated as 5-hydroxytryptamine receptor 1D. Gene Ontology annotation, cellular component: plasma membrane. NCBI's taxonomy places the organism in Eukaryota, Metazoa, Chordata, Actinopteri, Salmoniformes, Salmonidae. The transcript has a single exon. Gene Ontology annotation, molecular function: G protein-coupled serotonin receptor activity. Bases 329 to 1483 code for a protein of 384 amino acids. The record is from RefSeq and is a predicted model, not a curated record. Gene Ontology annotation, biological process: chemical synaptic transmission; adenylate cyclase-activating adrenergic receptor signaling pathway; bone remodeling.